AUGACUCAUCACAACAGCUGCUACAAUCCAAAAAGCCUUACCUUCCUCUAUAAAGAUAUCCACUCAUUUUUCAGCUGCACAAACACAAAUGAGAUUCCAGCUGCUCCAACAGCAGCUCUCCCAGUAUCUCCUCAGGUGAGUCGGGGUCCUCACAGACCUGAACACAUCCGAGCUCAGACGCGGCCGAAAUCCCAGCCAGGGAAGCGGAGCAGCGAGCCGUAUACCUUUGAAAAUGAGCACAGCAGUUUCACAGACUCCCACUCAGAGCGGAGGCUGGAGGAGGCUGGGGGAGGCUGGAGAAGGCUGGAGGAGGAUGGGGGAGGGACAAACACCACCAUCCAGUCUUUUAUGAUCAAAGAGAACCAGCAGGUGAUUGACAGAAAAUACUGCCUGAGAGACGAAUGUGGACCAGGUAGAUUCGCCUACAGAGUUCCCAUCAGCCCGUUUGUUCCAGUCAACAUGAGAGUCACUUUAAUCAUGAACUCCACCGAGCUGCUGGUGGUUCACCUGUGUAGUUUUGAUGAGUCAGCGUCCUGCUCUGCUCUGCUGGAUAUAAACACUGUCACUGGAACCAGCUACCCUUCAAACACACAGGGCGAACACGAAUGGCCUCUUCACGUGUCUCGUCUUUAUCACAGCUCGUACCACUUUCGUUCCACAGUGGCUGGUCAAGCAGACUGCAGUACUGACCAUCACUUCGCGGGGGCGCUCUUCACUGACUACCACUUCCACUUCUACAGACGCUGCACAGACUCGUAGACACUUAUUAUAUUAAAAAAACGACAAUCAGAGAAAUAGACGCAGACUUCUGCUUUUAUGUAUUUUUUUUAAAGCUGCGAAUGCAUUUUUAUUGUGAUAUGAGUCACAUUUGCUGAUAGAUUUUACUGCGUAAUCUUAUAAAUGUUUUCCAGUGGAAGUUCAGUCAGAUCAGAUACACAAUAUUUAAUUUCUUUUUACUGUCUUUUAUUCGCUUUGUGAGAAAGUGAGCCGACAAUUUAACAUCCAGCCCUUAAUAUUAUUCAUUUUCAGUAGUCAGACAUGUAAUUUACUUUAAUAUUGAUGUACAGAAAUCUUUUAAAGCAGUUUAGUUGUUUCUUUGCUGCUUAAAGCACCGAUUAUCAAAAGGUAUGGAAGUUCAUUUCUGCCAAUAUGACGAGAAAAAGGAUUCUGUAAGU
Messenger RNA from Morone saxatilis (striped sea-bass), 1175 nucleotides. Its product is annotated as myelin regulatory factor-like protein. The coding region runs from base 1 to 759 and encodes 252 amino acids. The record is from RefSeq and is a predicted model, not a curated record. Lineage: Eukaryota; Metazoa; Chordata; Actinopteri; Moronidae. The transcript has 7 exons.